Mauremys mutica (yellowpond turtle) is the source of this 978-nucleotide messenger RNA. RefSeq names its product orthopedia homeobox (gene OTP). The coding region runs from base 1 to 978 and encodes 325 amino acids. The record is from RefSeq and is a predicted model, not a curated record. The transcript is spliced from 3 exons. Gene Ontology annotation, biological process: regulation of DNA-templated transcription; neuron differentiation. Gene Ontology annotation, molecular function: DNA-binding transcription factor activity, RNA polymerase II-specific; DNA binding. Lineage: Eukaryota; Metazoa; Chordata; Testudines; Geoemydidae.
AUGCUGUCUCACGCCGACCUCCUGGACGCCCGACUCGGAAUGAAAGAUGCAGCCGAGCUGCUGGGACACCGGGAGGCGGUGAAGUGCCGGCUGGGCGUAGGGGGCUCUGACCCGGGAGGGCACCCGGGAGACAUGGCUCCCAACUCGGACACGGUGGAAGGGGCCACGCUCCUGCCCGGGGAGGACAUCACCACGGUGGGCUCCAACCCGGCCUCCUUGGCAGUCAGCGCCAAAGACCCCGACAAGCAGCAGGGGCAGCCGGGCGGGCAGAACCCCAAUCAAACGGGACAGCAGCAGGGGCAGCAGAAACAGAAACGGCACCGGACCCGCUUCACCCCGGCGCAGCUUAACGAGCUGGAAAGGAGCUUCGCCAAGACCCAUUACCCAGACAUCUUCAUGAGGGAGGAGCUGGCCCUGAGGAUCGGCCUCACCGAGUCCCGGGUCCAGGUCUGGUUCCAGAACCGGCGCGCCAAGUGGAAGAAGCGCAAGAAGACCACGAACGUGUUCCGGGCGCCGGGCACGCUGCUGCCCACGCCGGGCCUGCCGCAGUUCCCCUCGGCCGCCGCGGCCGCCGCCGCCGCCAUGGGCGACAGCCUGUGCUCCUUCCACGCCAACGACACGCGCUGGGCCGCGGCCGCCAUGCCGGGCGUGUCGCAGCUGCCGCUGCCGCCGGCGCUGGGCCGCCAGCAGGCCAUGGCGCAGUCGCUGUCCCAGUGCAGCCUGGCGGCCGGGCCGCCGCCCAACUCCAUGGGCCUGUCCAACAGCCUGGCGGGCUCCAACGGCGCCGGCCUGCAGUCGCACCUCUACCAGCCCGCCUUCCCCGGCAUGGUGCCCGCCUCGCUGCCCGGCCCCAGCAACGUGACGGGCUCGCCGCAGCUCUGCAGCUCCCCGGACAGCAGCGACGUGUGGCGGGGAACCAGCAUCGCCUCCCUCCGCCGCAAAGCGCUGGAGCACACAGUCUCCAUGAGCUUCACCUAA